Messenger RNA from Polistes dominula (European paper wasp), 1756 nucleotides. RefSeq lists its product as uncharacterized. NCBI's taxonomy places the organism in Eukaryota, Metazoa, Arthropoda, Insecta, Hymenoptera, Vespidae. The record is from RefSeq and is a predicted model, not a curated record.
UUCAAUGUCUAUUCUACUUUCCAAUAAAAUAUAUUUUAAUGAGAUCAUGACAUAUAUAUAUCUUCAACUUUGAACUAUGCAUAAGAAUGCAUGUGAUUAAUAUAAACAAAAUAUUGCAUGUACAUGGAUGAAGAUUCUGAACAAUUGUUAGAUUAUUUACGUAAAAAAAGCAGAACUUUGCUAGCUUUUACAGAAACUAAUUCUAAGAAGAUCAAUAACGAGAUUCAAAGAUUGAAUCAGAAGAAUUCAUUAAAAUUAAGAAGACAAAAUUGUUAUUUAAAAGACCGUAAAGAAAUAUGGAACUUGAGGAACGAUUCAAGUGCUGUUAACAAUCUAUUGUGUCCAGAGUAUCAUUCUGAAAUUAAAAAUCUAACAACAUGUUCAUCGGUUCCUAACAUGCGUCCAUUGGAAAGAAUUGUCAUACCAUCCAAAAAUUUAUCCCAUUCACAUUGUGUAGUAAGUAGGAAACCGGUGAAAGAAUGUUAUUGCAAUGUUGAAAUCAAAAAAUUACAAACUCGUUCUCCAAGAACCAUACAUAAACCUACUCCAUCUUGUAAUUAUUGUAAAAAUCAUAUUUGUCAUGUGCCAUUGACGAUAAAUGAAAAUAAUAUAGGAGAUACACUAUCACCACCUAUUAGUUGUGAAACUAUUCGUAGAGUACAAAAAAUUAAUUAUCAUCCUCAGUCGCAAUUUCUUCGCAAUGUUCAAAAGAAAGUUUCUGUUCUUAAGAAUGUACCUUCUGGUGAUUGUCCUGACAGUUGUCCAAGAUCAUCGUAUUAUCACAAAUUGAGGACUGAUAAAACUUCCAUGGUAAUGGAUACAAAUACUCGACCAAAAAUUGUUACAGAACAAAUAAACAAGUCUAGUGACAUUGACUUGGAGAAAUUGAGUUCUACUCAGAGAGUAUCAAGUUCUCUGAUAGAUGAAGAAGAAGAAGGAGAAGAAGAAGAAGAAGAAGUAGAAGAAGAAGUAGAAGAAGAAGAAACUGAGACAAAAGUAAUAGAAAAAGUAAGCAAGGGUAUUCAAGUACCUUCGAGGAAACAAUCUAAAUCGAAAUUUCAAGUUAGAAGAACUAUAUCUUCAAAAAAAUGUAUAUCAGAAGGAUGUAAAGGUAAAUCUGUUUCAAGAUCACCUUCUAUCGGUAAAAAGACUGUAAAAUCAUCUACUGUAGAUUGUCAGUGUUAUGACAAAAGUAAAGAGGACAAAUUUAGCAAAGAUUUGGAAACGUAUCGUGUUUAUUCAGAAGAUUAUGAAGAUGUCGAUGAUAAAUUGAAAAAAUGGUCAUCGCAUGAGAAAGUGGAUCAAAGAAAAGCUUUAACAUCUCCAAAUAGUAAAGUUAAAGAAUUAAGAAAAUUUCGUGAAGAAAAUUAUUUCGACACUCAUGGAUCGAGUCAAACACUUUUGUCAUCGGAUUCUUCAAAAUCGUUACAGCAAUAUACUUUGAAUGAUAGACUUUUUGCUGAACCUUUUAAAAGAAUUCACAAAAAGGAUUUGGUUGUAACGAUGCCACCAUGUGCAACGAUACAAAAGAAACGUGUUCAUUAUUUUCCUAGAUAUAUAGUAAGACAAGAGAAAAAUAAUUGUAAUACGAAUUACAAGAAAAAACGUUGCCAAAGUUGUCCAUUGACUGGACAUGCAAUAGAUCUUGGAAUUUCUAAACCUCGUCCGGUAUUGAAUAGCUUGGCAUUAAAAUAUCAAAAGAGACUUCCUUAAUGUGAAGAAGUAUUUUUAUUAUUUAAAAGAAUAUUUUUUAUUA